GUCGCACUGAUGCUGGCUGAGCUGAGCACCCUACUCCGCACCGUCAGCCCGGGGUUCCUCGCCGUCGUUCGCGGUGGAUCCCCUGCCGUCUUUGCUCUGCUGGCCAGCCCGCAGUUUCUCGUCGGUGUCGGUGUUGCUGUGGGCGUCACUGUUGUCUGCUUUGGCGGCUGGAAGAUCGUCAAGCGCAUCAAGGAGGCCAAGGCCAUCGCUGCAGGCCGAGAGGCGAGUGCGCAGGCCUUUGCGGCGAAUCAACAGUAUCAACAGCAGCAGCAGCAGCAGUGGGUACCACCGCCGCCGACGCCGUCACAACAUGCCUUCGAAGCCGGUGCCGCGUAUGGUCCGCCUGGCCCGGGCAGCUACGACGACGCGCUCGUCCUCGACGAGGAGCUCAGCACCAUCGAGUCCUGGCGCAGGGGAAUAACGCCGUGCGGCGACGAUGGGGAGGAAAUAGACGAGAGCGUGGACCUCGAGCUCAUCACCCCCGAGGCUGCCCGGUCCGUCCGUGGCGAUGCCAUGUCUAUCCGCACCAGCCGGACACACCGCUCGCAUAAGUCGCACCGCAGCCACCGUAGCCACCGCAGCCAUAGGCCGGGCAAUGCGGACGAACAACAAGAGGAAGACGAGGAGGAGAUCGAGAUACCUAUUCGGACGAGCAGCAGAGCUCACACCAGCAGGACCGGCGAUGGCGCCGCGAGCGAGGCGGGCAGCGAGAGGAGCAGGCGGACCUCGAGGUCCAAAAUGACUGUCAAGUCGCACGUGAAGGCCAUCGAGGACGGGAGUCGCCAGGCGGAUAAUACUCUGGAGGCGGUGCUGCGGCCCAAGGAGAAGAGAUCGACAAUGCUCAAGACGCUGUUCAAGAAGAAGAAGGAGAGGGAGGAUGAGGCUAGGGAGGUUGCUGUCUCGGUGAUGGCAUGAUGAGGUUUGGAGUGAAUUUCUUUUCUAUCUUUUUCUUAUGGGAAUUCUUUACAAACGCAUUAAUGGACACGGCAGCAACAACAUCAAGAAUAACGCAACAAACAACAUCGGAUUGAUAUUUAGAGGUACACACCACGAGUUUCACGACAUAAUGAAAGAUCGCGAUUGGAUUUAGCUUCGAAUUAUGAGAAAGUAUUUUCCAUGUC
Cryphonectria parasitica EP155 is the source of this 1121-nucleotide messenger RNA. RefSeq lists its product as uncharacterized. NCBI's taxonomy places the organism in Eukaryota, Fungi, Ascomycota, Sordariomycetes, Diaporthales, Cryphonectriaceae. The coding region runs from base 10 to 915 and encodes 301 amino acids. The transcript has a single exon. The record is from RefSeq and is a predicted model, not a curated record.